Dichotomopilus funicola is the source of this 1410-nucleotide messenger RNA. RefSeq names its product glycosyl transferases group 1-domain-containing protein. Lineage: Eukaryota; Fungi; Ascomycota; Sordariomycetes; Sordariales; Chaetomiaceae. Gene Ontology annotation, molecular function: mannosyltransferase activity. The transcript is spliced from 2 exons. The record is from RefSeq and is a predicted model, not a curated record. Gene Ontology annotation, cellular component: endoplasmic reticulum. The coding region runs from base 1 to 1410 and encodes 469 amino acids.
AUGUUACUCUUGUUAAUACUUUCUCUCACCCUCUUUGCUCUUGGCCUUCUUUCUGCCGUAGCUUAUUUUCUGCUGAGCGCCACAAAGUAUUAUGGGCCUAGGGCCGGCACGGCCGGAGAGGCUGUCUCUGUCCAGAUUCUUGUCCUGGGGGAUAUUGGCCGGAGCCCACGUAUGACAUACCAUGCGCUCAGUAUCGCCAAGCAUGGGGGGAAGGUGGACUUGAUAGGAUAUCUCGAAACCUCACCUCACCCUGAUGUCGUCAACAACCCCAACAUCACCAUCACAUCUCUUCCAACUCCCCCUUCUCGACCCCCAUCAAUCCCCUUCAUCCUCUUCGCCCCCUUCAAAGUCAUCCACCAAGUCAUCCACCUCACCCACCUCCUCUCCCACACCCUCCCACCAGCCCAAUGGCUCCUCGUCCAAAACCCCCCCACCAUCCCAACCCUCGCCAUCGCCAGCCUCACCUGCCGCCUGCGCAACACCAAACUCAUCAUCGACUGGCACAACUACGGCUGGACCAUCCUCGCCAACACCCGCGGCAGCACCCGCCACCCCUUGGUCAUCCUCUCCAAGCUCUACGAAUGCUACUUCGGCCGCCUCGGCGACCUCCACCUAACCGUAACCAACGCCAUGGCCCGCCAACUCCGCAACCCUCCUUACUCCGUCCCAGGCCCCAUGCUCGCCGUCCACGACCGGCCCGCGUCCAUCUUCCAACCCGUCACCUCCCCACAAACCCGCCUAUCUACCCUCCGACGUGUCCUCCCAACCCAUGAAACAGCCAUGCUUGCCCCGCACAUCCUCUCAGGCACCACCCGCUUGCUUGUGAGCAGCACCAGCUGGACCCCAGACGAAGACUUUUCCUUGCUCCUCGACGCAUUAGUCGAGUACGCCGCGUCGUCCGACACACCUGGGAGCACCAACCCCCCGCUCCUAGCCAUCAUCACAGGCAAAGGCCCGCAACAAGCACACUACCUCGCGCGCAUUGCCGAACUCACGGCUGCCGGCCAUCUCCCCAACAUCCGCAUCGCCACGGCUUUCCUACCCUUCGCCGACUACGCCGCGCUACUGGCGUGUGCCGACUUAGGAGUGUGCCUACACCGCAGCAGCUCGGGCGUAGAUCUCCCGAUGAAAGUGGUGGAUAUGUUUGGGGCCGGGUUGCCGGUGGCCGCGUAUUGCGGGUAUGAGAGUUUUGGGGAGUUGGUGAGGGAGGGGGAGAAUGGGAUGGGGUUUGAGACGGCGGGGGAGUUGGCGGGAGUUUUGGGGAGGUUGUUGGGUGGUGGGGAUGGUGCGAAGGGGGAACUGGGGAGGUUGAAGGAGGGGGCGAUACGCGAGGGGAAGAGAAGGUGGGAUGAGGAGUGGGAUGGGACAGUUGGGGUUGGUCUUGGGUUGGUGUCUGGCCGGGGUAAAUAG